AUGCGUCAGGCGACCAAUGGCCUGCAGAAACCUAACGACGCUCUUGAGAGUGCACUGGCAACACACAGGAAUCGGCAACUGAGAGUGGUGGAGACCAAGACACCAGCAAUACAGAAGGCCACGUUUGAGUGGGACGCACCUCCACAGCGGUACAGGGCCCGCUUGCGCGGCAUCAUCUCGCUGGACAUGAGUGUUGCCAUUCACUGGAUGCCCUUGGUUGCGUCGACGGAGCAGAGUGUUAGUGACAUUGGCAAGGUGCUGCUCAUGGCGGGACAGAGCGACUGCUUUCAAAGAACGCACUGCCCCGAGAUGCCGCUGCACUAUCGCACUGCCAAUGGCGGUCCUGAUGUCAGCGAUCACCGCGCACGGCGUAUCCGUCGAUCCUCUUCGCACGUGCCCAUCGUUCAAGCCAUCUACCGCGCCAUCCGAACCGCCAUCCGUGACGGCCCGUACAGCACCGAUGACUUGUCCAGGGCUUGCCUCUUCGUCCCAUGCACAGACAUAUCGUGCUGGUGUGCAGAUUGCAUGCACGGCACGUACUCUGGCAACAUUGAGUCGAUGCAUCCCGUGAGCGCAGCCAUCGAACGCCAUCUCUCCAGCUGA
This is a messenger RNA of Salpingoeca rosetta, 603 nucleotides long. RefSeq lists its product as uncharacterized. Lineage: Eukaryota; Choanoflagellata; Craspedida; Salpingoecidae. The record is from RefSeq and is a predicted model, not a curated record. The coding region runs from base 1 to 603 and encodes 200 amino acids. The transcript is spliced from 8 exons.